AUGAGGAAGAAGAAGUCAGCUCAAAUUCAACCUCCAGUGGAUUUUUAUUCUCACCAAAAAACUAGUCUGUCAAAAGAAAAAACUGAAUUACUAUCAUCGACCAUUACUAACAUAACAGACACAACUACCACUACUACUACUGCUGCUGCUAUGGUCAAAACCCCUACGACGAAUAAUAAUCAUCAUCGCAGAAAUGAUGCACAUAGUUCAUGCAACAGCCUACGAACCACAACUAAUCCGUCAAUUACUAAUGGUGUUGCAGCGUCUAGAUAUAGUAUAAUCAGUCUUAAAGAUCAAAGAUCAAUAAAUUCAAAUAAAUACAACACUUUCUAUAGUAUAAUACACUCGAACAAGCCUAAUAAUUAUCAUCCUCAUAAUCGUAAUCAUUAUCCUUGUCGAAAAUCGUACAUGUCAAAACGGCGUAGUAUUGGCAGUCAAACAGAUUUCACCGAUAUUGAAUCCGAUAAUCCAGAGUCAUAUUCUACGCUGGACAGAUAUUUUAUGCAGAAGUAUAAAAGGUAUCCUUAUAGUAUUGAUAGUAAUAAUGAUAAUAAUUACAAUAAAAAUAGUAAUAUUCGUAAUAAUAGUAGUGAUUAUUAUUUGUUCAAUCGUACAACAAGUACACAAAUACUGCCUUAUUUUCGUAACAAUUAA
Molecule: messenger RNA, 654 nt
Organism: Heterobilharzia americana
Lineage: Eukaryota; Metazoa; Platyhelminthes; Trematoda; Strigeidida; Schistosomatidae
Source: the annotation of a GenBank genome assembly